This is a messenger RNA of Schizosaccharomyces octosporus yFS286, 3924 nucleotides long. Its product is annotated as anaphase-promoting complex subunit Cut9. The transcript is spliced from 3 exons. The coding region runs from base 114 to 2120 and encodes 668 amino acids. Gene Ontology annotation, biological process: cell division. The record is from RefSeq and is a predicted model, not a curated record. Gene Ontology annotation, molecular function: protein binding. Lineage: Eukaryota; Fungi; Ascomycota; Schizosaccharomycetes; Schizosaccharomycetales; Schizosaccharomycetaceae.
GGUCAUCAAGGUGAACUAAAUAUUUACACACCCUAUUACUCGUUAUGCUUUCUUAACAUCCACACCCAAGGGACUCAGCAAUUGAAGAAGUAAAUAGACCUUUGUCAACAACAAUGAUGGGGAAACGGUCUCAAUCCUCAUUUAUACCAGCGGUUACACCUUCGUCCUUUAGCCAAGGAGAUUCACGACCCCCAAAUGCCUUUAUGACACCUCCAUCAAUGGGAGCGCCCAAUGUAAACAAUUCAAAUUCUCAGAUGUCUACUCUAACGAUUAGCCCCAUGGCGUAUGUUGCAAAUACAUCUACGGAAUUAUCUUUUAUUAGAGAAAAAAACUUAUCAACUGCUGGCCUCGAAUCAUUAUCGCGCGAAGAAUAUUUGCGAAUGUGGAGGCAUGAUGCAUUAAUGCAGCAACAGUACAAAUGUGCUGCAUUUGUUGGUGAGAAGGUCCUUGAUAUGACAAAGGACUCAAAUGAUGCAUUUUGGCUUGCACAAGUCUACUGUUGUACUGGAGAUUAUGCUAGAGCAAAAAGCUUGCUUACAAAAGAAGAUUUAUGUAAUCAAAGUUCGGCUUGUAGAUACUUAGCUGCCUUCUGUUUUGUCAAGUUGUUUGAUUGGCAAGGUGCCUUGGAAUUGCUUGGCGAAACAAAUCCCUUUAGUAAAGCAAACGGGAACAGUGAUAAAUUGCGUAUGCAAGACGGUGGAAUUAAAUUAGAAGCUUCAAUGUGCUAUUUGCGCGGUCAGGUGUAUACGAACUUAAGUGAUUUUGAUCGUGCUAAGGACUGCUAUAAAGAAGCUUUAAUGGUUGAUACAAAAUGUUUUGAGGCAUUUGAUCAAUUGGUAUCAAAUCAUCUUCUUACAGCCUCUGAAGAAUGGGAAUUGGUUUCUAAUCUUGAUUAUUCAACAUAUUCCAAAGAAGACUCGGAUUUUCUGAAAUCACUAUAUAUGUUACGCUUAAAUAAAACUUCCCAUGAACCUGAGCUAAGGGCCGCCGAGGAUUAUUUGACGUCCAUACCAGGGUUGGAAAACAAUGCUGAUUUAUUGAUUUCAAAGGCUGAAUCACUUAUUGUCCGAUCUCGUUUUGUUGAUGUUAUAAGUAUAACAUCAAAGAUAUUAGAAAGCGAUCCUUAUAACAUGGCUGUUUACCCAAUACAUCUCGCUUCUCUUCAUGAAAUGGGCGAAAAAAAUAAAUUAUUUUUAAUUUCUCAUGACCUUGUGGAUCGUCAUCCUGAAAAAGCUGUCACUUGGCUUGCCGUAGGGAUAUACUAUUUAUCUGUAAAUAAAGUGCAAGAAGCACGGCGGUACUUUUCAAAGUCAUCAACAAUUGAUCCCCAGUUUGGACCUGCUUGGAUUGGAUUUGCCCAUUCUUUUGCUAUCGAAGGUGAACAUGAUCAAGCCAUUUCAGCUUACACGACUGCUGCCCGAUUAUUUCAGGGUACUCAUCUUCCUUAUCUAUUUCUUGGGAUGCAACAUAUGCAACUUGGAAAUAUUUCAUUAGCUGAUGAAUAUUUGCGAAGUUCCUACUCUUUAUUUCAGUAUGAUCCCCUCUUACUUAAUGAAAUGGGAGUUGUCGCAUUUAAUAAGUCUGAUAUGCAGCAGUCCAUAAAGUUUUUUAAUUCUGCUUUGCAACUAGUAAAGAAAACACAAAGCAAUGAGAAACCGUGGGCAGCUACUUGGGCAAAUCUUGGUCAUGCUUACAGAAAAUUAAAAAUGUUUGACGAAGCGAUCGAUGCGCUUGAGCAAGGACUUGUUCUGUCUACUCAAGAUGCGAGUAUACACACCGCAAUAGCAUUGGUGUAUAUGCACAAAAAAAUGCCUGGUCUUGCAAUUACUCAUUUGCAUGAAAGUCUGGCAAUUUCACAAAAUGAAAUUGUUGCCUCCGAUCUUUUGAGACGAGCCCUUGAAGAAAAUUCCCUGAUACCUGCUGUCCCUGAUGAAUUGGUUUACGAAGAUGCGGUCAGCGAAUAUAUGCAACAAUCCACUAUCAAUGCGAGUAACGGCAAUGUUAUAGGAUACCAUUCGCCUCGCUUUGAUGAGACAUUGAAUAAUAAUUCUCUGAUAUAUGUGGAUACACGCUCAGAAAUGAUGAUGGAUGAUCCAGAUAAUGAUCUUUCUGAACAAUAGCAAUGGGACAAAUUGAAUACGCGAUAGACAUGCAUAAUUUAAUCUUAAUGAGACUCAUGACUAAUAAAAAAAAUUAUUUUACAUUACACCUAAAAUAUUCAUUAUUCAAAAGUCCGUGAUCAGGAGUCGACUCAGGUUUACUAAAUGUUUCCUUUUUUAAUUGGGGGUAUGUUCCAUUCGGCUUCGCAACUCUCGCAUUAAUGCUUUUGCCUCUUCAAGUUCCAAAUCACCAUUCAAAAUCUCACUGACAUACAUUUCUGCUUGUCUAAAAUUUUUUCGACUAAGUUCUCUCUUUGCUAGCCACAUUCUGGCUUUAAUGGUUUCCGGCGUCAUAUCACCUUCUUCUUCACUUCGGAUACAUUCUUUAUACAUUGCGGAAGCAGUAUCCAAGUCGUGUAAUUCUUCAUAAAGGUUACCUAAACGCAUCAAGAUAGAACUGUUUAUGGGAGACCCAAGUAAAGCUCGUUUAUAAGCUUUGAUGGCUUCUUGCGGCCGUUGAAUUUUUUCGUAACAAUUUCCCAAUGCCUGCCACAUUCGUUGGUCGUAAGGACGAAGAGCGGUAGCACGUUGGAAGUAAUAAAGAGCGUAAAAAUGCAUAUCUAAAACCUCAUAAGUUUGACCAAGACCAUACCACGCCCGGUAAUCUUUUCUGUUGACAUCGACAGCUAAGCGGUAGGAUUCUAUAGCGGCAUGUGUGUUUUUUAAUUCAACAUACUCAUGUCCCAUAAGAGUCCAAGCAGCCAGGUAAUUUCGAUUCAGUCGUAUUGCUCUCUUAAAAUACGUAACUGCCUUUUCAUGUUCGGAUAAUAAACUAUAAUAAUUUCCGAUAAUUGAACAGGUCUCUGGGCGGAAUUUGUCUAUGGUCGAAGCUACUUGAGCCAAGAACCCUAAUUUUGAUUUUCUUUCUAAUACAAAUAGAACAUUGGAAUAGGUAUCCAUGUCGUCUAAACGAUAAGGAUCGCUUUUCAAGAUGUCUUCAAAUAAUUCUUCGGCAUCAUCAAAGUCUAGAAGGCAAGAUUAGAGCAUGCUUGUAUUUUAGAUUCGUACCUCUUGUAUCGUAUGCUAAUAAAGCACGCUGUACUUUUAAAUGGCGGCUUGAGGGAAACAAGGAAUCUACCUCGGCCAGCCUUUCAUAGACAGAACCGUUGAUUUGGUGUAGCUCAUGAGAUGCAUAAACAAUAAAUACUUUAGUCAUUACAUGAUCUUUCGAAAGACGACGAAUGAUACUGGCCAAAAUCUCUGGGCUAUCUAAACACAAUGACAGUUCUUGCCAUGCUGACCAAAAGUAGGGGGUUUUACGGAUGCAAGUGAGGAGAUAUUCAAUGGCUUUUGGAUACUGCUUCCUUCUUCUGUUAACCACGCCGCUAAGGUAUAGUAGAUAUGGAUCCUGAUUCCCCUGUUUAAGUACACUAUCCAAGGUCUCCGAUAUGGAAUAGAGCUCACGACUCGAAGAAGAGGCUGGAUAAAUAGAAGUAGUAACGGUAUCCGCUUCCUCUUCUAUUUUUUUUUCUCCUGAUAAAUAUUUACUGUAAAGCUGCAAAAAGAGCGAUUUUGAAGACUUGCAGUUUUGAAGUGUGUAAGCAGCUCUUUCAAAUUCUUUACAGUCAAAAUACGCUUUGGCCAGUAUGUAAGUAGUGUCUUCCUUAAAUUCUAAGAUGCGCUCAUUUGUGGUAGCCGUGUCUUCUUCAAGCUCAGCGGUCGGAGUGGAAGAAAAAGGAGCAUCAAGGGUGUUUGCGGGUUUCAAACCGGCAAGCAUCUCAGCGGCCCUAUUUCAUAAUUAGAAUUAAAUCAACUAUUAUGAGAU